Messenger RNA from Cyclocybe aegerita, 1299 nucleotides. NCBI's taxonomy places the organism in Eukaryota, Fungi, Basidiomycota, Agaricomycetes, Agaricales, Hemipholiotaceae. The record is from the annotation of a GenBank genome assembly.
AUGGUAUCUCUUGUCGUGCCAGCGCGGCUGGAGAAGAGUAUUGCGGAGGAGAACGUCGCCCCUUCCCCACCCUCCCCGACGCCUGAAGCCACCGAUGGGGUCAUGGAUGGCGGUUUUCAUGCCUGGAGCACAGCCAUGGGCGGGUGCAUCACAGUCGCCACGACCUUCGGAUAUGCGAAUAGCUUUGGCGUGUACCAGGACUUUUACACGCGCUCUCAUACGGCCUCUGCCUCCGCCAUAAGCUGGAUCGGCUCUACCCAGCUAUUUUGCUUACUAGCCAUGGCGUUACCUGCUGGCAAGCUACUCGAUAUGGGAUACUUCAGGCUCACGACGAUGGUCGGCACGUUCGUUUAUGUGUUUUCGUUAUUCAUGGUCUCGAUAUGUGACCCUCAAAAAUACUAUCAACUCUACCUCGCACAAGGACUCGGGGUGGGAAUCGGUUCCGGUCUCCUUUAUAUCCCCUGUCUCGCUGUCCAGUCGCACCAUUGGCGUGCUCGUCGAGGUCUCGCAAUGGGCAUCGCUGCCACAGGGACAUCAAUUGGCGGCAUCAUCUUCCCGAUUAUGCUUAAUGAACUCUUCAAGGGUUCUAUGGGAUUCGCGUGGGGGGUUCGAGUCUCCGCCUUUGUCGUUCUUGCAAUGUUACUUGCUGCGAAUGCUUUGAUGAGCGCGAAGGCAAACUUCAAUGCCAAGAAAGUACAGCCGGACCUUAAAGGCAUUAUGACGGACAUUCCGUACUUGAUCUCUAUCUUCGCUGUCUUCGUCAUGGACUGGGGUGUUUUCUUCCCAUAUUUCUACCUUCAGCUCUUCGCCGUCGUUCAUGGAGUCGAUUCAAAAACCGCCUUCUACUCGAUCGCCAUACUGAACGCUGCUGCUCUUCCUGGACGCAUUUUCCCAAACAUGCUCGCAGACCACGUUGGCCCAUACAACGUCGCCAUUCCGUGCGUCCUGUUCUGCGCCGUGCUCAUCUAUGCCAUGCUCGCUAUAAAAACGGUCGGCGGCGUCAUUGGGUUUGGCAUCUUGUAUGGCUUUUUAUCUGGAGCAAUCUUAUCACUUGCAGCACCGGCCUUUGCGACGCUAUCGAGACAUCCUUCGGAAGUAGGAGUUCGAUUUGGUAUCGCGUUUUCCUUAACGGCUUUUGGGGCCCUUAUUGGCACUCCAGUGACUGGUGCCCUACUGGGGCCUCACUUUGACUGGAAUAAGCCCAUCAUUUUCAGUGCAACCUCGACCGCAGCGGGGGUGGUUCUCCUACUUGUGACGAGGCAGAUGCUUGUGAAACGCAGGAGCACAGAGCUGAUCUGA